AUGGCCAAGUCUACACUUGUUUCUGUUUUACAUAACUUCGAAUUUCCAAUGUACUGUAAUGUCCUAGAGGUCUCAAAUGACCAGGAAACCAUAAUAGCUUCUGGUGGGUACAAACCCUGUAUCGCCGCAUUUGAUCUAAUCGACCAUACGCCUAAAUUUGAACGAAAUAUAGAUGAUGAGGUCAUCAGAAUUUCCAUAUUAGGCAAUGAUUGGAAGAAAUUAGCACUUCUACAUAAAGCCGGCAAAAUAGAGUUUCAUUCACAGUACGGCCAUCAUCAUACAAUUGAACUACCCAAUGAAUGUCGAGAUAUGAAAGCCGAUCUUAGUAGAGGUGAAAUUCUCACCGUUGGCAAAAGACCUUCAAUCUACCGCUUCAGUACUAGUGCCGGCAAGUUACUUAAUCCUCUACCCACUACUUUAACUAGUAUUGAAUCUAUUUCCCUAAGUAAUAUUCAUUCUCUCUAUGCACUAACAGCUGAACAAGGUCAGUGUGAGUUUAUUGAUGCACGAUCGGGUCAAAGUAUUAAGCCAUUUAACUUACCAACUGAAUCAGCUACUGCCUCGGCCUUUUCACCCGAUGGCAUCUUUUUAGCCGUUGGUACUUAUGAAGGCACUGUCUCUCUUUUUGAUCUGCGUAGUAAUACUCCACUUUUAGUUAAGGAUCAUAAUUAUGACUUUCCCAUCAGUAAAAUAAGUAUUCAAAAGACCAAUGUAGUUUCUUUAGAUAAGAAAGGUCUGAAAGUUUGGGAUAAGUUUUCCUCCAAAACUCUAGCUACAGUUGAACCCGAUUUUACUCUAGCUGAUUUUACUCUUUCCCAAGGUAUUGUCUUCCUCGGCGGUGAUUCACCUACUAUGAAAACCUUCUAUGUCCCAGCCCUAGGCCCAUUCCCUAAAUGGUGCAGCCAUCUAGAAGGCACAACCGAAGAAAUGGCCGAAGCCGCCAAGGAAACAUACUUUGACCACUAUCGCUUCCUUACUGAAGACCAAAUUGACCAACUCAAUCUCAAGUCCGAAAUUGGCCGUUCAAUCAAACCGCAUAUGCACGGGUACCUAGUCCCAAUUCCCCUCUAUGAAACCAAAGUCCAUCCCAAUCCAAUCUAA
Messenger RNA from Nematocida homosporus, 1101 nucleotides. RefSeq names its product ribosome biogenesis protein ENP2. The coding region runs from base 1 to 1101 and encodes 366 amino acids. Gene Ontology annotation, cellular component: small-subunit processome; nucleolus; 90S preribosome. Gene Ontology annotation, biological process: maturation of SSU-rRNA from tricistronic rRNA transcript (SSU-rRNA, 5.8S rRNA, LSU-rRNA). Gene Ontology annotation, molecular function: protein binding. Lineage: Eukaryota; Fungi; Microsporidia. The record is from RefSeq and is a predicted model, not a curated record. The transcript has a single exon.